Messenger RNA from Canariomyces notabilis, 1608 nucleotides. RefSeq lists its product as uncharacterized. Gene Ontology annotation, molecular function: DNA replication origin binding. The transcript is spliced from 3 exons. Gene Ontology annotation, cellular component: nuclear origin of replication recognition complex; nucleus. The record is from RefSeq and is a predicted model, not a curated record. Lineage: Eukaryota; Fungi; Ascomycota; Sordariomycetes; Sordariales; Chaetomiaceae. The coding region runs from base 1 to 1608 and encodes 535 amino acids. Gene Ontology annotation, biological process: DNA replication initiation; DNA replication.
AUGAAGGCGCCUCUGCUUCCGCUCCCCGAUGAGCUAAUCAUAACGACACUCGCCCAAAUCUUUCCCAGCCGAGAGACACAGAUUCGGUCCCUGGCAACACUCGUCUGGCCGGGCGCUGCACCAUGCAAUAAUCUUGUCAUCUAUGGCACAGAGGCCACUGGAAAGAGCGCCAUCACGGCCGUGCUGCUGUCCCGGCUCGAGAACCAGCCUGAAAAUGGCGGGCCUAGCCUGAAGCAUGCCGUGGUAAACUCAAUUGAGUGCAUUACGGCCCGGCAUCUCUAUGAGACCGUGGUUGGCAAGGUCGCCGCUGCUCUCGAAUGGAGUGCUGCGCCGCCACGAUGCGAGUCGGUAUCGCAACUAACGGUCGAGCUCUCAAAGAUGCUCAAGUACACGCCGCGGCCAGACGACUUCCGCUUUGUGCUCGUCUUUGAUGCUAUCGACCGCCAGCGAGACGCUCCUCAUACGCUCCUCCCGGCCCUCGCCAGGCUAUCCGAAAUCAUUCCCUCCUUAACAACCGUCUUCAUUGUGACCUCUCCGCCAGCCAACUUCCUUCGGACCUCUUUCGUACCCCACCUGCACUUCCCAGCCUAUACCAAGUCCGAAUUCAUCUCCAUCCUCUCCGCCUCUCCACCCGCCACUCCCCUCCCCAACACCACUCCCGAAGAAACCGCCGAGCUCUGGUCCCGCUUCGUCUCGGCCGUACACGACGCCCUGGCACGGGCCGCCUCGCGCACGCUCCCAUCACUCCAGCAUGCCUGCACCGCCCUGUGGCCGCGCUUUACAGCGCCCAUCCAGGCAGGCACGCACACGGCUCGCGAGUUUUCCAAGCUGCUCGUAGCUGCGCGCAUGCACUUCCAAGACGAAAGCCUCCUCAACCCCGGUGUACUAGUUACGCCCACAACCACUACCACUUCUACCGCCGCCAGCAGCACCUUCACCAAACCGGCACAUCCCCACCAGAACCAGCAGCCCAACGGGCCCGCAACAGGAACCGGACCGGGACCGAUACCAGCAGCAAAGAAACCACCCCACACCCACCCGCAUCCAGACCUAGCCAGCCUCCUCCCACCCACAGCCCGCCUGUUGUUACUCGCAAGCUACCUAGCAUCACACAACGCGGCGCGGCACGACCUGGCGCUCUUUUCCACACACUACCACGGCCGUAGACGGCGGCGCGGCGGCGGCGGCGGCGGCGGUGGCGGUGGCGGUGGCGGCGGUAGCAGACACAAGCAUCGCAAGAUAGCGCGCAAGCUGCUGGGCGCCCACGUGUUUGUGCUGGAGCGCAUGCUCGCCAUCUUCGCGGCCGUUAGGGGCGAGUGGGAGGACAGGGCCCAAGGUCAAGGCCAGAGUCAGAAUAGAAGGUAUGGUGGGGCUUGGGGUGGUCGCGGAGAUGGGAGCGAGGAGGAGGAGGAGACCGAUGAAGCGCCCGAUGCGGACAUUGGUAUGGCUAUCGCUACGCUGGCGAGUCUGAGGCUUCUUGUUCGGGUGGGUGGAGGUGGGGAGUUGAUGGACCGCGGGGGGAAAUGGAGGGUUAAUGUUGGGUGGGAGGUGGUUAGGGGGUUGGGAAGGAGUAUGGGUGUUGAGGUGGAGGACUGGUUGAUCGAGUGA